AUGCCUCGCAGGGCUGCUGAGGAAAUGACCGGAGGAGGCGAGCGUGCGAAGUCGUCACUGGAGAAGCGGGCUCGUCAUGACCAGAACGCAAGCAGCAAUGACGUGGAGGGCGGGGAGACGCCGAACAAUGGCUCUGACGUGGCCGGUCGCCCCUUCUCCGACUUUGACCUGCUGCCAAGCACGGUUGAGGUCCUCAAUAGGCAGGGCAUUACCACACUUUUCCCUGUCCAGGCUCUCACCUACGAGGCGAUCAUGAAAGGGUCUGAUGUCUUGGUGCAGGCGCGUACCGGGAGCGGCAAGACGCUUGCCUUUGCCAUUCCCAUCGUCGAGAAACUCAGCCGCAUGGCGAAGGGCAAGGAACCCCCUGUGCGGGGACGCGGUCCUGCCGCCGUCGUUUUCUGCCCCACCCGCGAACUGGCCAUCCAGGUGCGGGACGUCAUUGCUGGCAUCAGUAAGGGAUUCGUCGUCUCCGCACUCUACGGCGGUGUGGCGUACAGCACGCAGGAGAGGGUGCUCUACAGUGGCGUGGACGUCGUCGUGGCGACGCCGGGGCGUGCGAAGGACUUUUUGGAAAAAGGCACACUCCGCUUUGAUCGUGUGAGUGUGGUUUGCCUCGACGAGGCGGAUCACAUGCUGGAUAUUGGCUUCAAGGACGACAUUGAGCUCCUCCUACAGAAGGUGGCGGAGCAAAACGGGUCGACGGAGGAAAAGGCAAGCCAUCAGACCCUCUUGUUCUCCGCCACAGUGCCGGACUGGGUUCACACCUGCUCCUUCAUCUCGCGAAACAAGGAGUUUAUUGACAUGGUUGGGCAAGGAACGAUGCGUGCCGCCAACACGAUCAAGUUUUACCGCCGCAAGUGUCACUUCAGUGAGGUGUCAUGCAUGCUGGCAGAUCUCAUAAAGGUGUAUAGUGGGCGUCACGGUCGCACGCUUGUCUUUACGAACACCAAGAAGGACUGCCAUGAUUUGUCCAUUAAUAACACCAAGCUGGACUCUCAGUCGUUGCAUGGCGACAUGCAGCAGGAGCAGCGGGAGAGCACCAUGAAGAGUUUUCGGGACAACAAGUUCGGUGUUCUCAUCGCCACCGAUGUGGCGGCCCGUGGCUUGGAUCUGCCCAUGGUGGACCUUGUCAUCCAGUGCGCCCCUCCCAGCGACAUCGACGCCUUCAUUCAUCGUGCCGGUAGGACAGGCCGCGCUGGUCGCAAGGGUGUCUGCGUGCUCUUACAUCAGCCGAAGGACGAGUACAUUGUGGAGCGCAUUGAACGGCAUGCGAAGAUUAAGUUUGAGGUGCUUCCCGCGCCGACGCGGGACGAGAUUCUCAAGGCCGUCGCAAGAGACGCUGCGGAGGACUUGGCGCGGGUGGAGCGCGGUGCCACCAACCUCUUCAUGGAUCAGGCCGCAGAGUUACUGAAGGACGCAGAUGCGACGGAGAUUCUGGCCUCCGCCAUUGCAGUUAUGAGCGGCUACACCAGCAGCAUCACACGACGUGGUCUAAUCACUGGGGCGAAGGGCUCUGUAACGGUGCAAAUGUUGGGGCAGCGCACCCUGCCUAUUCCUGUCUUCUGCAGCAUUCUCCGCAACAGCCUCGGCGACAACCUCUUCACGCGAUGCAGAGACAUUACACUUUUGCAGGAAACACCUGGAUGCGUCUUUGACGUCCCGGAGGAGGCGGCGGACCAGAUCCUCGCAACCCCCAUCCGUGGAAUGGAACUCAGCGUCAUUGAGACCCUGCCGCCCAUCAUUGCACGGGAGCUGAACAGCGGCAACCGUGGCGGCGGCGGUGGCGGCCAAGGCCGCUUUAACGGCCGUGGAGGCGGCGGCGGCGGCGGCUACCGCGGUGGUUACAACGGCGGAGGCGGCUACCGCGGUGGUUACAACGGCGGCGGCGGCUACCGCAGUGGUUAUAACGGUGGCGGUGCCCGUCGUGUCCAGCGGCGCUACUAA
Molecule: messenger RNA, 1944 nt
Organism: Trypanosoma conorhini
Lineage: Eukaryota; Euglenozoa; Kinetoplastea; Trypanosomatida; Trypanosomatidae
Product: putative nucleolar RNA helicase II
Exons: 1
Coding region: 1-1944 (647 amino acids)
Molecular function (GO): RNA binding; RNA helicase activity; ATP binding
Source: RefSeq, a predicted model, not a curated record